CAGUCCAACUGUAGCCAACUUCCAGUCUCCAGUUCUGUAAAGCUUUAACUUGUUGAUACCGAUUUGAACUGAGUCUGAUAUCUUGCAGGAAGUGGUUAGAACUGCCUUCCUGUCAUGGCGAAUUAUUAUUUCUCUACCUUUUGAGCAGAGGCAACAUCACACCACAUAUGUGUGAAGGCAGUAAAACUGGGUUUUAUCAUUUCAUAUCAUAGACAAUCUGAUUUACAGUUAGCAUUUCAAAAACCGUUUAGCCUCUUAUAUUGGCGGUUAGCAAAGCUAGCACUACUAAAUCAGCCGUCUCUGGUAGUAAUUCUCAGAGAACUUCAAAACUUGCAUUAACCCUAAGAUUUCCUAAAGGCUAACGCCAACAUUUCCAAAGGUGUACAUGUUUAAAUCUCUGAAUGUUAAACUAGGUCAGCCUUAUUAUGGUGCAGUCACUUCCACUCAGUUAAUUUAUGUCCCGCCUGCUGUCAUCCCAGGAGUCUUUGAGGCAGACGGAUCUAAUUCCCGUCUCUAAUCAGUCCAGUCAUACAUUACUUUGUCUAGACUCCAUCAUCCUUCUUAUCCAAGUGUUUCCCACAGUCUCUUGUUUAAACAUGGAGUCGGAUGUUCUUGUGUUUUCAUCCGCAGCCCAACAGCUCUGUCACGGCCCUGUACCAUAAGGGCCCUCCGGCAGCCAGCAGGACCAACCCAGCUCCAGAUGAAGGGACCCUGGUUUCCCCCGGAGGCUGGUUCAUCGAUAAGGGCCGAGGCCCCGCCACCAAGCCUGUCUUCAUCGACCUCAGUAAAGACGAGUCGGUCGAUACGGAAUCCAACAGAGGCGCGUCCCACCUGGAGCCGGAGACGAGUCAGAAGAAGUCAAAGAAAAGGGCAAAGAGCUCGGCCGAGUAUCGCAGCGCGGACAAGAAAGCCAAGUCCAAGUCUCCAGAGCUGCAGUUCCCCUCUCUGAGGUUUGAGGAUGUGGGCGGGAAUGAGGAGAUCCUGACGGAGGUGUGCAAGCUGCUGGUCCAUAUGCGCCACCCUGAGGUGUACCAGCAUCUGGGGAUGGUUCCUCCCAGGGGCUUCCUCCUGCACGGGCCCCCCGGCUGUGGAAAGACCCUGCUGGCCCAGGCUGUGGCUGGAGAGCUGCAGAUCCCCAUGCUGAAGGUGUCCGCUCCAGAGCUGGUGUCCGGCGUCUCCGGAGAGUCGGAGCAGAAGCUGAGGGAGCUGUUCGACAUGGCCGCGACCUCCAGUCCAUGCAUCAUGUUCAUAGAUGAGAUAGACGCCAUCACGCCUAAAAGAGAGGUGGCUUCUAAAGACAUGGAGCGGAGGAUCGUAGCCCAACUGCUGACCUGCAUGGACGACCUCAACAGCCUGACAGUGACGGCUCAGGUUCUGGUGAUCGGCGCCACCAACAGACCCGACUCAUUGGACCCGGCCCUGCGGAGAGCCGGACGCUUCGACAGAGAGAUCUGCCUGGGGAUCCCCGACGAGGCCGCUCGGCUCGGGAUCCUCAAGACGCUGUGCAGGAAGCUGACGCUGCCGGACGGCUUCGACUACCAGCAGCUGGCUCGGCUGACGCCGGGCUACGUGGGCGCCGACCUCAUGGCUCUGUGCCGGGAGGCCGCCAUGGCCGCGGUGAACCGGGUUCUGCUGGAAACCAGGCCGGCGCCUCCCGGUCCGCCACAGAACUCUGCUGCAGAACCGUCAGGAAGCACGGAGCCUGAGGCUGGAGGGGAAGAGCAGCAGGUAGAGCCGGGGGAACUGGGUCGGCUCCUGGACCUGCUGAGGGCCACGGAGACGCUGACGGAGCAGCAGCUGGCCGGCCUGUCCAUCCUCAUGUCCGACUUCCGGGACGCGCUGGUCCGGGUCCAGCCCUCGGCCAAGAGGGAGGGCUUCGCCACGGUGCCGGACGUCACCUGGGAGAACGUUGGAGCGCUGCAGAACAUCAGGGAGGAGCUGACCAUGGCCAUACUGGCUCCAGUCCGCUCCCCAGAGCAGUUCAGGGCUCUGGGCCUCAGCGCUCCGUCUGGGGUCCUGCUGGCUGGACCCCCAGGCUGUGGGAAGACCCUGCUGGCCAAGGCUGUGGCCAACGAGUCAGGCCUCAACUUCAUCUCAGUGAAAGGUCCAGAGCUGCUCAACAUGUACGUGGGGGAGAGCGAGCGGGCCGUGCGACAGGUCUUCCAGAGAGGACGCAACUCGGCUCCUUGCGUCAUCUUCUUCGAUGAGAUCGACGCUCUGUGUCCUCGCCGGUCGGGCCACGAGUCAGGAGCCAGUGUGCGGGUCGUUAAUCAGCUGCUGACGGAGAUGGAUGGCCUGGAGACACGGAGACAGGUCUUCAUCAUGGCUGCCACCAACAGGCCGGAUAUCAUCGACCCGGCCGUCCUGAGGCCAGGGCGUCUAGAUAAAACCUUAUAUGUUGGGCUCCCGUGUGCGGCAGAUCGUCACGCCAUCCUGCUCACCGUCACUAAGGGUGGCACCAGGCCUCAGCUGGAGCCGGACGUCCGUCUGGAGGAGGUUGCCUUUGACGAACGCUGCAACUCCUUUUCUGGAGCUGACCUGACGGCGUUGGUGAGGGAAGCAUCUGUAAAUGCCUUGAAGGCCUACAUGAAGUCUCAGCACCAUGCUCACACGCAUCCUGCCGGCUGCGCAGCUGCCCUCAGGGUCAGCAGACAGAACUUUGAGGACGCCUUCAAGACCGUCCGACCGUCUGUGUCCAGAAAGGACCAGCUGAUGUAUGAGCAGCUCCGAGAGUCCCUCAGCAGAUGACCAACGAACCGCAGGCAGAUGUCACAAUUAUGUAUUUCCAUAUCUUUGUGGAAGUAUUAUUACACACAUCCUUUUUUUGUUGUUUUUUAAUAAAAUGUGUGACAAACUUC
Molecule: messenger RNA, 2858 nt
Organism: Xiphophorus hellerii (green swordtail)
Lineage: Eukaryota; Metazoa; Chordata; Actinopteri; Cyprinodontiformes; Poeciliidae
Gene: nvl
Product: nuclear VCP like
Exons: 19
Coding region: 607-2748 (713 amino acids)
Biological process (GO): ribosome biogenesis
Cellular component (GO): nucleus
Molecular function (GO): RNA binding; ATP hydrolysis activity; preribosome binding
Source: RefSeq, a predicted model, not a curated record